Soboliphyme baturini is the source of this 366-nucleotide messenger RNA. The record is from the annotation of a GenBank genome assembly. Lineage: Eukaryota; Metazoa; Nematoda; Enoplea; Dioctophymatida; Soboliphymatidae.
AUGAACUUCCCCGUGCAUCUACCCAUCGAACGCUCGCCGCCACACGACCUCCCGAGUCUUGUGUCUGCUCGAUAUCGCACGCGGGCGACAAAGGUGAGUCAAGAUAUCGAUUUCCCAAAGACGAUGACGACUACGUUGAUAACCUCAUUUGGAGCUCUUAAUGGGGGAUAUGACGACAGCUUUCGCAUAUCCCAAAAACGACCGAAUGGACGAAAUUCGAUUGUGUCGAUUGGCAAGCAGCAAUCAAAGGAGUUUGACAAUGGCGAAGAGGAGUUCGAUCUUCCUGAGCCUCUUUUGGAGAGGAACGAAUUACGACUGCCGAGGAUAUUGUUUCGGCAAAAGCAAGAAAAUGAGUUGAAGCCAUGA